Dromiciops gliroides (monito del monte) is the source of this 2880-nucleotide messenger RNA. RefSeq names its product espin like (gene ESPNL). The record is from RefSeq and is a predicted model, not a curated record. NCBI's taxonomy places the organism in Eukaryota, Metazoa, Chordata, Mammalia, Microbiotheria, Microbiotheriidae. Gene Ontology annotation, biological process: actin filament bundle assembly. The transcript is spliced from 8 exons. The coding region runs from base 1 to 2808 and encodes 935 amino acids. Gene Ontology annotation, cellular component: cytoplasm. Gene Ontology annotation, molecular function: actin filament binding.
AUGGGCGAUCAAAGGGCACUUUUGGCAGCCAAGUAUGGGGACCUGACCACUUUAAAACAGCUCUUUGAGGAUGGCGUCCUGAACCAGGCCGUAACGGACUCCCUGGGGGCUGGCCUGGUGCACCACGCCUCCAGAGCGGGUCAGCUGGAGUGCCUGAAGUUCCUGGUGGAGCGCGUCAGGCUUCCAGGGAAUCAGCGGGCUAACAACGGAGCGACUCCGGUGCACGAUGCAGCCGCCAUGGGCCACCUGGCUGAGCUGCACUGGCUCAUCCGAGAAGGGGGCUACCGUGCCCAGGAACAAGAUGCGUCAGGGGUCUCCCCACUGCACCUUGCUGCUCGCUUUGGGCACCCCGUGUUGGUGGAGUGGCUACUGCAGGAGGGUUGUGAUGUCUCCCUGGAAACCCUGGAGGGAGCCCUUCCUAUACACUAUGCCUCGGUCAAAGGGAACCUGACCUGCCUGAAGCUGCUGGUCGCUUCUGACAAUCGGUGUGUGAACAGGCAGACCCAGAGUGGAGCCUCCCCUCUCUACCUGGCGUGCCAGGAAGGCCACUUACACAUCGUCCAGUUCCUAGUGAAGGACUGUGGGGCUGAUGUGCACUUGAGGGCCCACGAUGGCAUGACGGUGCUUCAUGCGGCUGCCCGCAGUGGCCACUACUCCCUCGUGGUCUGGUUGGUCACAUUCACAGACAUCGGCCUGAUGGCUCGAGAUGACGAGGGAGCUACGGUGCUCCAUUUUGCAGCAAGAGGGGGUCAUGCGCCCAUUCUGGAUCGGCUGCUUCUGAUGGGCGCUCAGAUCAUCCGAGAUCACUGGGGAGGGACCCCUCUCCAUGAUGCAGCAGAGAAUGGGCACCUGGAGUGUUGUCAGACCUUGAUAUCUCACCGGGUGGAUCCGGCCCUUCAGGAUGGCGAUGGCUACACCGCACUGGACUUGGCUGUUUAUAACGGACAUCAUGACUGCUCUCGGUACCUGCUAGAGGUGCAGAAUCUGGUUGUCACGAUAUACAAUGAGGAUAAAGCCCCCAAGCAGGGGAAGAAGAUGGAAGCAGAGGAUGAUGCCAAGGAUGGCCUAGCCUCACUUCCACCGGAUGAACUGAGCCCAGCAGACAUCGAUGCUCUGGUGCCCACCGAGGAUGAGAAUGGCCGCCCUAUUCCAGAAUGGAAACGGCAGGUUAUGGUGCGGAAGCUGCAGACCAGGCUGGCAACCAAAGGUCAGGGCGAGGCAGAGGAGCAGGGCGGUGGCAGAGGCUCCAUAGAGAUGGGGGACUGGAGGUUCUCCCAGAGCCACAACGCCAUCCUGGGCCCCUAUGGCGAGCUGCUGACCGAGGAUGACCUGGGGUACCUGGAAAAGCAGAUCGAGAACCUGCAGAUGAGGAAGAGGUGCCAAGAAUACGAGAGCGAGCUGGGGCGCCUGGCCCAGGAGCUCCAGAACCUCCUCCCGGCUCCCGUGGUCAACAUCACGAUCAACAGCCGCUUCCUGAGCCGCGAUCCCGAAAAGGAACAGGCUUCUCCUCCCGCGGCUGCAGAGGAAGGCCAGACUCUGCCCUACUGGUGCAGCCACAUCUCGGGCAUGGUGAAGAGCAUGGCCGUACUGCUGAAGAACAUGAACGGCUUGGCCAGGCUGAAGGAGGCCCCCGCCCCCAGGACCUCCUUCAAGGUCCGGGGGGGCGUCGUGGGCCUCUCGGGGAGCACCGCGGAAAAGGAGAUCCUGGAGUGUGGCGUAUCGGUGAGAAGCCUCCGGGAUAGCUUUGAGAAGCAGGCCACCGCAGGCCUGCCCUGUGGAGGGCGCCCCCCCCCAGAGAAGGACCCGGGGGCCUCGUGGGAAGCCGGCGCCGCCGCCAUCCCCGGGGUGCAGAGUAAUGCGCAGGCUGGCGAGAGGCAAGCCUCUGGGGACCCUGAAGAGGCCAGCGACUCGGGCAUCAGCUGCGAGGAGGCCUCCUCGGAGGCGGGCACCUGCCCCGUGCCUGUGCCCGAUUCCUCCAGCCUGAGGAAAGAACGCAUCGUCAUGCUCUUCCUGAGCCACUGGAAGAAGUCGGCCUAUAACCCCGCACUGAGGACGGCAGCCAGGCGGACCCUGGAGUCCUCUAGGGCUGGGCCUCCCCCGGCCCCCGGUCCGGCUGUCCGAACCGAGCCGCCCCCGCGUCCUGGAAAGUAUCCCCCUCAGGAGGCCAGCAGGUUCGGCCACCUGCUCCAGCAGAGGAGCAUCAUCUCCCACCUGCUGGGCAACUGGAAGGAUGUCAUCGCCCACGUGCCCACGCGGCAGAUCCGCCGCCUGAGCCGCCAGCCCGUCACCUACUCUCCAGAGAUGUUCCUGCCCCACGUGGACGGGGCCCCCGUGGACUACCACAGCCUCACCCUGGACCUCUUCAUGCUGGGCUACUUCCAGAUCCUGGAGCUGGAGCUGCCCCCCGAAGAGCGCAAGAUGCGCCACCUGCUCUGCUUCGAGGUCUUCGACCACCUGGGCGGCCACAGCUGGGAGACCGUGCGCAGCUUCCACAAAGCGGUCACCGAUGAGAUCGAGGCCGGCCGCCGGAGCUGGAAGGACGGCUUCGAAGACAUCAAAGCCCGCUUCUUCGGCAGCAGCAAGAAGCCCGUGUGGGAGGUGGAGCCGGUGCGGAAGUCGGGGCUGACGUCCAUCAAGCCGCCGCCCGGGGCCGCGGCCCAGGCUGGCCACCCGGAGCCAAAAGGCCGGAGGCCCGGCAGCUGCCCCGAACUCGGGAGCUUUAACAGCGAAGAUAUCUGUGGCUACAUCGAUAGGAGCUUUGCCUUCUGGAAGGAGAAAGAAGCAGAGAUUUUCAACUUUGGGGACUGAGGCCAAGCGGGGUGACCCAUGCCCCUGCCUGGGCUUGGUGUGUGUGUGUGUGUUUAAAAGUCAGCGGAUGGA